AUGGCAGCCGCUGUCCAAACCCCCAUUGCACCUCCUACAUUCAGUGGUACUGUGAAGGAGUAUCUGCCAGAAGGCCUUGCACAGAAUGGUGGCCGCAUCUCAACGGAUAAGAUAGGUUUCCUUCGGCCAACUUCGGCUUCGCUGCCAGUCGAUGAGAUGAGAGAGCGGUUGAAGGCCGAUGGAUACCUUUUCGUCAAGGGGGUUAUUCCACGAGAAGAUGUUUUGGAUGCCAGGGAACACUACUUCAAGCAAUACUCUAAUACUUCUCUUUUGGACCCUGGCUCCUCUCCUCGGGACGGCAUAUUCAAUUCAUCAUCCCACCCAGACGCACACAAAGGCAUCGGCGGUCAAGGUCUACCCACCGACCCAAUCGAGCAAAAGAUUCUCAUCGACGCCCACAAAGAACCAGAAUACCGCGCCUUCGUCGAACAUCCCGCUCUAACAAACUUCAUCCGUAAUCUAAUGGGAUGGAAGGAACACCGUAUCCUUGAUCGGACCAUGCUGCGCCAUAAUGUGCCGCUCGGCAAGGGCACAGGAAUCCAUUAUGAUAAGUUAUUCUUGAGAGGUGGGGAAGGAUUCUUCUUGACUGCCUGGGUGCCAAUCGGCGACAUCUCGAUUGACGGAGGUGGUCUCUGUUACUUGGAGAACUCCCUACCUCUUGGGCGUGCAAUCGAGGAGGAUUACACCAAGCGCGCUGCAGACUUUACACCCGAGCAGCGUAUUUCUGCGUUUAACGUGAACAUGCUGGAUGGCGGGAUGAUCUCCAACUCCCCGCAGGAAUUCCAGGCUAUGCAUUCGGCGCAUGGUGAGCAUAAAUGGCUCGUUACUAAUUAUGAAGCGGGGGAUGUUGUCUUCCAUGACCCUUAUAGCAUUCAUGCUAGUGGGCGCAAUGAGGACACCGAAGGUCGUAUUCGGUUGAGUACUGAUUUGAGGUUUUAUGAGAAGGAUAGUGCUGGGAUUGAUACUCGUUGGUAUAAGAUUUGGUGUCCGGGUGAUGGGCUGUGA
Molecule: messenger RNA, 1005 nt
Organism: Penicillium canescens
Lineage: Eukaryota; Fungi; Ascomycota; Eurotiomycetes; Eurotiales; Aspergillaceae
Product: phytanoyl-CoA dioxygenase family protein
Exons: 3
Coding region: 1-1005 (334 amino acids)
Source: RefSeq, a predicted model, not a curated record